GCUGGUGCGCGACCCGGAGUUAAGGAGGAGCAAAGAUGGCGCCGACAGCAAGGAAUCGGGCCAAUGUCCAUACGAGAAAAGAAUUACAGAAAGAAAUCCUUAAACGUCAGGCGAAUAAUAAAGAAUCUCCUAAAGAGAGAGAGGAUACUGGACAGAAUAUAGUAGGCGUGGUUGAGCCCUGGACGCCUGGAGCAUACACAGCUCUCAAAGCACUGCUCUCUGCCCGACUCUGCGCUGCCAUCUGGGCCCUCAUCAACGACUGCGAUGAAACCUACAACUACUGGGAGCCGACCCACUACCUCCUGUAUGGCAAAGGAUUCCAGACGUGGGAGUAUGCACCCCAGUACGCACUACGCUCCUACACCUACAUCCUCAUCCACGCGGUCCCCGGCUGGAUUUACUCUAACCUCCUGCAGUCCAAUCGCAUGCUGGUGUUCUUCUUCAUUCGGUGCAUGUUGGCCCUCGGCUGCUCGGGCUGUGAACUGUACUUUUACAGGGGUAUCUGCAAGGAAUUCGGGGCCAACGUCGGGAGGCUCACUCUCAGCAUCCUUGUCUUUGCCGCGGGAAUGUUCAUUGCUUCGACUGCUUAUCUCCCUUCUAGCUUUGCAAUGUAAAUGCGUGUGUGAAUAUAUAGGUAGAUAGGUAGAUAGAUGUAUAUGUGUACGUAUGUCUGGGUAGAGUGUACAUACUAAGGAUUGGGAAUCAUUUUGACAUUCCCCUGUACUUUGCCAUGUAAAAGGUUAUUUAUAUAUUCACCUC
Molecule: messenger RNA, 759 nt
Organism: Penaeus vannamei (Pacific white shrimp)
Lineage: Eukaryota; Metazoa; Arthropoda; Malacostraca; Decapoda; Penaeidae
Source: RefSeq, a predicted model, not a curated record